This is a messenger RNA of Nothobranchius furzeri (turquoise killifish), 5639 nucleotides long. It is a transcript of the gene pik3c2g, whose product is annotated as phosphatidylinositol-4-phosphate 3-kinase catalytic subunit type 2 gamma. Gene Ontology annotation, cellular component: cytoplasm; phosphatidylinositol 3-kinase complex; plasma membrane. Gene Ontology annotation, biological process: phosphatidylinositol-mediated signaling; phosphatidylinositol 3-kinase/protein kinase B signal transduction; cell migration. Gene Ontology annotation, molecular function: phosphatidylinositol binding; 1-phosphatidylinositol-3-kinase activity; 1-phosphatidylinositol-4-phosphate 3-kinase activity. The record is from RefSeq and is a predicted model, not a curated record. NCBI's taxonomy places the organism in Eukaryota, Metazoa, Chordata, Actinopteri, Cyprinodontiformes, Nothobranchiidae.
GGAGGGACAGAGAGAGGGAGGAGGAAGCUCAGACGGGAGCAGGAGCAGCACAGGUUCGACCUGCUCAGCAUGGAUUCAUACAGGAACUCACCUGGACCCAGAAUGGAAAUCAGGACAGCAGAACUUUAAUGGUCUCAGUAGUGUCUCACUAUGAGGUGAGAACUCCCAGAAGGAUUUAAACUAGCAAAAACCAACAGUCCCAAAGCCUGAUGGAUCCUUCUGAAAAACAAGGAGAGCUGUUUCAGAGACAAGAUUCUGCUGAUUCCAACACCCCGUUGCCUCUGGUACCUAGCGAUGUCUCCCACUAUGAGGCCAUUGAUGGGAAUAAUGGAGGUAAUGUGUACAACUGGACCUUACCCUGGCCUAUAACCCCACCUGAGUACCAGCCCAAACCUCCAGACACAGGACCCUCUGGGAUUCUCCAUUGUCCAGACAAGCCACUGCUAACACGACCGCCACCACCUCCUGUUCCACAGAGGAUCCGACUUCCAAGCUCGCCUGUCUUGGCGGCCCGUAUUCCCCCUCCUCUGCCCCCCAGGCCCCCAGUUGAGCUUAUCACAAGGCAGAUUUCUUGUGAUCACAUCCAUUCUUCUUCUAAACUGAACCGUUCCAGAACAGAAGUAGAAAAAAAUGACCCAUGGGCCAUUACUCUAGUAGAGUCUCCAGAAGGCAGCACCAAGGAUCUGGCUGCUUUCUGUGAUGCAACGUCCAAGCUGAUGUCAAAAUACAAACACACAGACCGAACCCACAACCCGGGCAUCAUAUGGGGUCGACUGUUAUAUGUCCACCCGGCUCUGCUGCAGCAGGUGGAGGUGAUGGUCAGCGUGUCCACUGAGGAUGCCAAUCACCAACUUCCUCUCCCCACUCCAGUGAACAGGAAGGUGAAGGAUCUCAUCGAUCAGUUCUGUCAGCUGCUGGAUUACCCUGCCAGCACCAGUGGAGAUUAUGUUUUAAAAAUGUGUGACUCAGAUGAGUUUCUCAGAAGUGAAGAGCUUAUUGGUAUGCACGAGAUGGUCCAGAUCUAUUACAAGUCAAAAUCGGUGGUCAAUCUGCGACUGAUCCACAAAAACAACCUGAAGCGCCAUCUGGCUAGAGAUGCUCAGGAUGACAUGACCGCAUGCCAGCCGAACCAGUUCCUGUGUCCUGUCAGUGUCUACAUCACCUCCAAGCUGAGCAUGGCCGAUGUUCUCCAGACGUACAACAAACAAGUAUCAGAACUCCUGAGAACUAAGUCCCUGGUGAACAUCACUGAGGUUGUGAAAAGCGUUCGCACCAUCAGCAACCUUCUGUCUGGACUUACAUGUCAGGAGUUAGAAGAUGCAAUUGGUGGGGUCAACCGAAUCAGAGGCAUGAGUCACAGUGAGGUGGCUGACUGUGAGACUGCUGUGAUCCUUCUCAACGGAGCCUUGCAGAAAGUGCUGCAGAUUUAUUUCGACAAUUUCCAGUCGAACUUCAGAACCCAGCGGAUCCUCGGCAGCCCUGAAGUCUACGACGUCGAUGGCAACGAUGAAAUCUUGCAAUUUAAAAUUGCUUCCCUCUACCAGAUCCAGCCUGCAUGGAUGACCUAUGAGAGCUUUUCUCUCACCUGUGAUGUGACACAUGGAGAAAAGAAGAUAUGUGACACCGGCAUUUCUGAGAACAUCAGCUCCACCCUGUCACAUGGAAACAAGAUCCACUGCAACCGCCUAAUGGUGUUUCCUGUUCCAGUGAACCAGCUGCCUUAUGAGUGCAUGCUGACAUUCCACCUCAGAGGCACAAAGCGAGGAAAAACCCCUGAGCUGCUGAGCUGGGCUGUGCUGCCUCUGUACAGUGACAGAACCCUUGCAGGAGGAACAGUUCUCCUCAGCAUGUCUACCCUUCCUGAACUGCCCUUUCCUCCGUCUCCUGCCCUCUCAGACCUUCACAAACAGCCCAUAGGGGUCAUAAUGCAGCUGGAGUUCGACAGUCGGUCUCAGUGGGACUAUCGGAGACCCAUGGCUCUACCUGGGUUGAUCAAAUUCUCUCAUCCUGAUGACGAAGUGCAGAAGAAAAUGUUGAGUGUUUCCAAGAAGCACUGCCUCCACUUUUUGACAGAAUAUGAGAGGUCUUUCUUGUGGAGCAAACAUUUCUGUGGUGACAAAUCCAACACUUUCCUCCAUCUGCUGCUCAGUGGCGCGCCCCAGUGGCAGCCUCAAGACCUGACUGAAAUCUACACGGUGGUGGACAACUGGCUCAUCCAUCUACAUGAGGAGGCUCUUUUCCUGCUCACUGCCAGUUUCCCUGAUCGGACUGUUCGACUGGCUGCAGUUCAGUACUUUCAGCUGAUUCCAGAUGGAGAACUUGAGGUGUUUCUGCCACAGCUGGUUCAGGCUUUAAAGAACGAGUGGGAAUUGGACGGCCCUCUGGUGAUGCUACUUUUGGACAAAUCAGUGAGGAACAUAAGGAUUGCUCAGCAGAUUUACUGGCUGCUGGAGGACGCCCGCACUGACACUCACUACCAGGGCUGGUUUAAUAAAAUACAGGCUGCUCUGAUCCACUGUUGUGGCCGAGCACUGAAGAAGGAGCUGGAGCAGGAAAAUCGUCUGGUGCAAGUGCUCAUGCACGUGGCUGAAAGAGUGAGCUGUGCUGAGAAGUCUCAGCGUAAGAAUAUUUUGAACAAUGAGAAGUUAAAGAUUGGGGAUUUUUUCAAAGGUGGGACCAGCUGUUCUUUACCUCUAGAUCCUGCAGUCAGUGUGAAGGGAGUAGACCUGGAUGCCUGUAAGUUCUACAGCUCCAACGCUAGUCCUGUGGGGAUCACAUUCAUCUGUGACGACUCUCUGGCCAAGAACGUUGGUGUCAUCUGCAAGACUGGAGACAACCUGCGACAGGACAUGCUGGCUCUCCAGAUCAUCCGUGUGAUGGACAUGGUGUGGCUUCAGCAGGGACUGGACCUGCAGAUGAUCAUCUAUAGGUGUCUGUCCACAGGCAAAGCUCAGGGCCUGGUGGAAAUUGUGCCUGAGGCCGUGACCCUGGGAGACAUUCAUAAGGAGUGGGGUCUAGGUGGAGCGCUUCGAGAAGACACGCUGGAGAAAUGGUUCCACAUGCGAAACAAAACUAAAGAAGACUAUGAAAAGGCUGUGACAAACUUCAUCCACUCAUGUGCAGGGUGGUGUGUAGCGACCUUCAUCCUGGGGAUCUGCGACCGCCACAACGACAACAUCAUGUUGAAACACACCGGGCACAUGUUUCACAUCGACUUUGCCAAAAUCAUGGGCAAUGCACAGAAGUUUGCAUCUUUUAAAAGGGAUCGAUCACCCUUCGUUUUCACAUCUGAGAUGCAGCACUUCAUCACAGGUGGUGGGAAGAAGCCCCAACGUUUGCAUCGCUUCGUAGAACUCUGCUGUGAAGCUUACAACAUCAUCAGAAAGCGCUCCGCCCUCAUACUCAGCUUGUUGGAGCUGAUGCUUUAUGCAGGGAUGCCAGAACUGAAGGACUUUCACGAUCUACAGUACGUCCAGAACAACCUCAGACCUUACGACACGGAUCUGGAAGCCACUUCCUACUUUACAAAGAAAAUCAAGGAGAGCAUUAAUUGCGUUUCAGUCAAGUUUAACUUCUUCGCACACUCGAUGGCUCAAGGGAAAAAACAGGAGUCCCAAGCCCCGGACAACAUCCCUGCACCCAGCACCAACAUCCAGGAAGCGGUCAUUCGAGGUUUCUCUGUGAACGGAAGAGAAGUGACCUACGACCUGAGAAUAACUAUUGAUGACGGUUUUUUGACAAGUCAGAAGACAUUUGGGCAGUUGGACCUGAUCCACAAGAAGCUCCAGAAAUACUUCAUCAAAUCUAAGUUACCUCAGUUUCCUAGCUGGUAUCAGAUGUCGUUCACCCAACAACGGAGGAUGUCUCAACUGAAUAAUUACUUAAAAGAGCUUUUUGAGGGGCCGUGUAAAGGAGACGAAUAUGUGUGCAGCUUGUUUCUUGAUGGCCCCAAACUGAAUGACACGGUAACCACAGGUGUUGUUCCCCAGAUUCAGCUGCAUAUCUCCUACUGUAACUGCAAGCUGUCUGUGCUGGUGAAAUAUCUGAAAAACGUCAAACAGGCUAAUGGUUCUAAUCCGGAUGCCUACGUGGUCACACGUCUGAGGCCAGACCCUCAGCAGAACUCUAAAAGGAAGACAAAGGUGGUCCGAAACAACGACAACCCUACCUUCAACGAGCUGCUGGCGUACAAAAACAUCCUGAUGCUGAAAGGGCUGACGCUGGAGGUGACGGUGAAGAGCAAGAAGACCAAGAAGACGUUUGUUGCCGCGGCCCACAUCAAACUAGAGGAUGAGCUGCUCAACAAGGAGAUCUGGUUUCCACUGGGAAACUGUGUGAUCUGACUCUAAGAGCUGCACUACAGUGCUUCUGACAGCAGAGGGCGCCAACACACUAGAAGGAACAAACAGAGGUUUUUUUUUUAGGAUUUUGCCAAACCUCAAAUGAAGGCUAAUGCAAAGUCCUGCAUACUCAACAAUGCACAUGAACUUAACCAACGUUUAAGACUCUGAGUGGUGAAAAAAGUUACAAGACACCUACAUCAAAGUUUACUGUGAAAUUAAUCCUAAACCUUUUUAUUAUUUAUCUAUUUAAAUGUUGUUCAAAUCAAUGUUUGUUUGGUGAUUGAUGAAGGAACUGGCGCACGGCUCGUCAAACUAGCACUUUUAUUUGUAAUCAGCCUUUGUUUUCUUCACUGUGAGUACAAACGGUGUGUUUAAACUCCACGUGCGGUCCUGACUGUUGAUGAGACCGUUUAAGGGAGACGCCUGGCUGCCUGUGACCUGGUCGGGCAUGUCUGUCCCUUCAGGCUAUGUCCACUGAAUGUCCUUGAUCAGUUGGAAUUAAAGGCUGGAGAGAAGAGGGUGAGUAAGAGGGGGAGUGAGGAGAGGGUGUGUGAGCAGGAUGACAACUCAGCAUCUUGGGCCUGAGGGGGGCUGAGUUAACGCCCUCUCCUCCCUCUGUCUUCACUUCAUCCUCUGUCUUAUCCAUCAGUGACACACGCACGCACGCACGCACGCACGCACGCACGCACACACACACACACACACACACACACACACACACACACACACACCGUUUCUAGGCCGAGGCAGGUCUUCCUGUUAUCUUAAUGCCAUCGUCGACCUGACAGGCCUGCUGAACCGUACUUUUCAUUUCCUCAUUUAAAGGAUUUUAGUGAUGAACAAAGACAGAAAUAGACUUUCUCUGCACUGGAUUCACUUCAAUAAUGUAUACCUCUUUGGAAGCUAUUUAUACUCAUCCCAGAUGGGGUUCCUUUUAUUUUUAAGGAAAACAGAACAAGCAGGAAAUGCUACUUUCUACUUUUUGAUUAUUGUAUUCACCAGCGCAGGUCUAAAAUAUGAGUUUCAUCUAUAUUUUGGAUUAUAAGAAACAAAAAGGACUUUGAAGUAAUUGUUUAAGAUCUCACGAGGUACCAGCCUUUCCUGUAUAACAGCUUCAUAGCAUGUUACUACUGUAACCCAGUUUCCUGCCUUUAGGGUUUCUCCAGUGAGAUGCAAGAAAGGAAAAAAAUCAUUUUCAGCCUUUCAGGUUUAGCUGGAAGCUUCUCGUUUCUGUAACUCCCAUUGCAGGAAGGAAUAGACAUAUAUCUAUUUUUGACAAUAAAUGUGAUAUUUAUA